AAUACUUUUUUGGAUUCCUUGCCCUCGUCUCCAAGCAAAGCAUCGAAUCGAUCCGCGGAGAGCGACGGCUGCCUGAUCGAGCGAGCGAGCGAGCGAGCGAGCGACCUGGAAUCGAUUCCGGCGUGGAUGCCUCUUUCUUCCUUGCUCCGGUGCGCUGUGGUGUCGUUGGCUGCGGGGGAUGGGGUCGUGGAUUUCGAGCAUCGUUAGGGCGGAACACGCCGCCAGCGGCGGCGGACUCGGCGCGGGCCUCGGGGACUUGCCCGAGAGCUGCAUCGCGGAGGUGCUGCUGCACCUUGAUCCGCUGGAGGUCUGCCGCGCGGCGCGGCUCAGCAGGGCUUUCCGAGGGGCGGCUUCUGCGGGCGUCGUGUGGGAGACGAAGCUGCCGAAGAACUACGCGUACUUGAUGGAGAAGGCGAUGGAUGAGACGGCCAGGGCACGUCUUUGCAAGAAGGAGAUCUAUGCGCGAUUGUGCCGGCCGAAUCCCUUUGAUGGCGGCGCCAAGGAAUUUUGGCUGGAGAAGAACAGGGGUGGAAUCUGCAUGUCUAUUUCCUCAAAGGCAUUGCUGAUUACAGGAAUCAGCGAUAAGCGAUACUGGACAUUCCAUACAACUGAGGAAUCUAGGUUUAAGAGCGUUGCAUACCUUCGGCAAACCUGGUGGUUUGAGGUGGUUGGGGAAGUAGAUUUCUGCUUCCCAGCUGGGACUUAUAGCGUGUUCUUUCGACUCCAUCUUGGUCUUCCUUCCAAGCGGUUCGGUUUCCGAAUAUGCAACUCUGAACACAUCCAUGGGUGGGACAAAAAGCCUGUGAAAUUCCAGCUAUCGACAUCGAAUGGCCAAAAGGUUCUUUCCAAGUGCUCUUUAAGUGAGCCUGGAAGUUGGAUAAACUAUCGUGUAGGAGAUUUUGUGGUAGACAAAUGUGAUGUACCUACCAGGCUCAAGUUCUCGUUGACACAGAUAGAUUGCACACACACUAAAGGUGGCAUUUGUAUAGACUCAGUAUUCAUAUUUCCCAAAGGUUUUAUGCAGGGAAAGGUUUUCAACACAAGUGCGAUUUUGUAGGUUACAACAUUUAAACAAUAGAUAUGCAAGUAAUGUAUAUUGUUCCUUAUUCAACGGUUUGAUUAUAAAAGGGUAGAUUUUGCA
This is a messenger RNA of Zingiber officinale, 1141 nucleotides long. Its product is annotated as F-box protein PP2-A13-like. Lineage: Eukaryota; Viridiplantae; Streptophyta; Magnoliopsida; Zingiberales; Zingiberaceae. The record is from RefSeq and is a predicted model, not a curated record. The coding region runs from base 179 to 1057 and encodes 292 amino acids. Gene Ontology annotation, molecular function: protein binding. The transcript is spliced from 3 exons.